AGGAGGAACGUAAAGGGGACACGUAGCAGAGGACCACAAAGAGGCGCGGAUGCAUGAGAGCUCGGGAGUGGAGGGCUGGAUGGCCCACUCCUCACAAAUCCCGUCUGCGAAUUUGGAUUCGACCGGAUUCUCGAUGGGGUUUCGACGAUCAUUCGUUCGUCUGUUCCGAUGGAUAAUGGUCUGAUGAUUGUGUCGGAAUCUGUAGGAUUUUGAAAUUCCCGAUUUGGUGGAGGAAUGCGCUGCUCUCUUCGAGUUUCAUCUCGUCUCUGCAAGCUUUCUCCGUGCGCAGAACCUCCGGCACUCGUCGAAUUCGCUUGUCCAAUUCCGCGCUUCGACGCUCUAAUUGUCUCUUCGGAGGCCCCAGGACGCGCUGCCUUCACCCUCGAGCUCCUUCAUCCGAGAUCAGUACCUGUUGGCGAUUUCCUCUUUGGUCUUAUAGUAGGUAGCUCUUUGCGCGUUAGUCGGAGGUCGUGCAACAACUUAGGUCAAGGGACGUCAGAGAAGAGCUGCGGGAGCCGAGAAUGAAUGUAUGUCUUCUGAAUGGUGCAGCGAAAUUGCCGGACAUCGACCGCGCAGACACGGAAAUCGACCUGUUGAAAAAGUGUGAGUCUGUCUGUGGUGACGGGAAACAUGCACAACUUCGCCACGGCUUGGCAGUCGGAGAGUUAAUGGAGAAAUAAGCUAGUCAUUGGGAAUGUGGGGCUUGCGGGAGGAAAGCAGAAGUGCAGGGAGUAAAACAGCCGAAAGCAGAAAGCAGAAAGAAUAAUGUCGUAGAAUUGCUGGGAAACCUUUAUGCCUGGAGCAGGGAGCUGAAAUGAGCGAGAAGCUAUGGGGCCUGGAUCGUCGGCGGUAAUGCCGCCUUUCUCCUCCUCGCAAGGGCUGGUUGUCGGUGAUUCCAACCUGGUUUGGACUCGAUUCCCAGCCAGCGGAAGCGAUUUCCGAAAAAAUCCACGGCCAGUGCACUUGAAGGAUUCCUCGGAGAGAUUGUAUGGAAUUUGCUUUUCUGUCAGACGGGGACUACCUCCUACAAAUUUCUUCGGGCAUUUAGAAAUAAGCAGGUCCAGCAUUAGUCCCCCACAUCGGGAAAAGCCUGUUCCUACAAGAGCCGCAAGUGGCGCUCACAGUGGUCUGGCUGCUGGAAGUUAUGGAGUAAGGCAUCCAGCGUACACUUACACUCAGUCACUCCAACAAAAGUCGGUGGAGCCUUCUUCCACCAAAAGCAGUAGAGUUCAAAACGGUCCGAAGAGGGAACCAGAAGGUAGUGCCCCUAAAAGAGCACUCGCCGGUGGGGCAGUAAUUAAGGUAAUUGGUGUAGGAGGGGGAGGAUGCAACGCCGUGAACGAGAUGGUCCGGACGAAGCUUCCAAAUGUCGAGUUUUGGGGGGUAAAUACUGAUAUUCAGGCUUUAAGUAGAUGCCUCGCUCCAAAUAAAUUGCAGAUUGGUAAUGGGGUUACCAAAGGACGAGGUGCAGGUGGUAGAACUGAUGUUGGCUACGAAGCUGCGGCUGAGUCCUUGGGUGAGCUUUCGAUGGCUUUGGAGGGCAGUGAUCUAGUCUUCAUUGCAGUUGGAAUGGGAGGUGGCACAGGGUCUGGCGCAGGACCCGUAGUUGCACGACUAGCAAAGGCAAUGGGUGCUCUGACCAUCGGGAUAGUCACAGAACCAUUUGGGUUCGAGGGUUUGCGACGCGCCAAGCAGGCCCGAGAGGGCCUUGUGGCCAUGAAACAGGCAGCCGAUACGGUGGUCGUCGUUCCUAAUGAUCGCCUUCUGGACAGUGUGUCAGCUGACACAUCUGUAUGGGAUGCAUUCCAUUUAGCAGAUGAUGUUCUUCGUCAAGGAGUACAAGGAAUAUCUGACAUUAUCACAGUUCCAGGCUUAGUGAAUGUAGACUUUGCCGAUGUUCGAGCAAUAAUGUCUAAUGCUGGUAGUGCAAUGCUGGGAAUCGGAGUUGGAUAUGGAAAGAAUAGAGCUGUUGAUGUAACAAGGUCAGCUAUUAUGUCUCCUCUUCUGCACUGUGUUACAAAACCCACCGGAAUUGUCUAUAAUGUCACUGGAGGAACGGAUCUCACUUUGCACGAAGUGAAUGUCGCAGCAGAGAUGGUGUACAGCAUGGCAGAUCCCGAUGCGAAUGUGAUCUUCGGAGCAGUUAUUGACGAAAGUUUUCAAGGCAUUUUGAGGAUGACGAUCAUUGCUACAGGUUUCGACAACAAGCCGACGUUGUCCUCCGUUAAGAGUCAGCUGAAAGGUAGAAACAGAACACCAGAUGAAGAGAUUGCAUCAUGGGGCCGCACAAGGCAACAGCAAACUCCGGACGUACCUAGUUUCUUGAGGAAGAGAAUACCGAGGAGGUUUGAUGGGGGAAGGUAGAGCAGUGCGGAUAAGCUGCGUUCGGUUGGUUGACCUUUCGGGUGCGUGGUGAACAGAAUCAAGCAUCAAGGAUUAGGAAAAAUUAGCGGUAUGAGGAACGGCUUCACUGCGGGUCAUUGAGUUUUGUCCCUCUUUGACCAGGUGAGUGAGAAAGUAAUGCACAUUAUGACGUGCAAGUAAAGCAUUUUGGAGAGACGAAGUCUGACUAGCCUCACUAGCAGCUUCUCUCAUGAAAUCACAGUCAGAACUUUGUCGAAUUGAGAAAAAACCCUUAUGUCCUUCCCUGCUAGUUUAGAGUUUCAGAUGAGACGUCCUCCAGGGUUUUGACCUUUAUCUUGUACUUCACCUCCUCCUCUUGCGGAGAGUGUACUCGACCACGAAGGAUUUAGUGGCCGAUUGACACCUCUGCAUCCAUCUCAGAAUCCGCUCCAGCGUUCUGAACCUUACUACUAUUGCCCUGCAGUACAAGAUUACUGACACAUGCCUUCUAGUAUCUUCCUUUUGUCGCAUCAUAAGAGUUGUACCUAUGUUGGCUGUUGUGGAGGAGCCGUGAGUGUAUACUAGAUUCGAAAAGACUUCCGCUAAACACUGAUGACGAGAGAUGAAAGGGUAGCUCCCCGGGUUACCUUCUUGUUUUUUUAUAACUUAUGGCACGUUUGAAGUGCAAGUCCUCCAGACGAUUUUCCUUUUUUCCCUGUUUGUAUCCCCUCGUAAUGUAAUUAUCAUCUCGUAAUUUAGUGCUUCCUUUUGUGAUAUGCAUGUCUGGCUCUAGAAGUAGACCAAGGUGUCUCAUCACUGGAGUUUAAAGACCUAUCCAAUGUACAGACUGUGACUACCACGUCGCGUGGAGGGUUUUCCCGUGUUACCUCCUUAGACUAUCAGUCAAUCUGCGUUGUUAUGUAGAUGAUGAUCUGUUUUUGACAAGGUGACAGUCUUUUGACGAAGUAAAUUGCAAGAACUUAUGAGCUCCUUGUGCUUUCCUUCGUUUUAUAUGUCUAUCUCUUUGACCUUGACUUCUCUCAAGGAAACAUCAAUCUUAAUGUUUUCGUAACGUACGAAUUUGCUCAUUUGCGCUCCC
Messenger RNA from Marchantia polymorpha subsp. ruderalis, 3442 nucleotides. NCBI's taxonomy places the organism in Eukaryota, Viridiplantae, Streptophyta, Marchantiopsida, Marchantiales, Marchantiaceae. The record is from the annotation of a GenBank genome assembly.